AUGGCACCCCCGGCCGCCUCCCUCCGCGUCGCCGGGCCCCACCCCUGCCCGUUUUCUCCCGCGGCGCCUCUCAUGAUUCAAUUUCACCCAGCCAACUGGCAAAUCCCCUUUGCCAGCACGCACCCCUGCGCGGGCCCUGGACGCCAGCCCCAACGCUCACCCGCAACCGCGGGCGCCGGGCACCUGCCUGGCCCCCGCCGUGAGCGCCGGCCGGCCAGCCGCCCUUGCCCUACAGGUCCUCCGGACCCACGUCGCCUGCCAUCGUGCGUGCAAACGCUCCGGUGUCCGAAAGUGAUUCGUGGGGGCGUCGUGGAGGCCCACCGCAUUCCUACCGCCGUCUUACGCGGCCAACUGGCCUCGCCCCUCCAGAAGGAGGAGGGACCCAGGCUCGGCGCCUGUGCCCCAUCCCGAUGCCCCCUCCAACCGCCCGGCGCUGCCGGGCUUGUCAGUGGGGGUGUUGUUACACAAAUCUAG
Aspergillus sclerotioniger CBS 115572 is the source of this 474-nucleotide messenger RNA. Lineage: Eukaryota; Fungi; Ascomycota; Eurotiomycetes; Eurotiales; Aspergillaceae. The record is from RefSeq and is a predicted model, not a curated record.